GGGACAAUCUGGACCAAGACUGUUGUCGCCUUGGCACCGAAAUCCAAAUUAUCCAAGCCAUUAAAUGCAUCUUAAAUCUGUGUCUGUGUGAAAUUUAAAUCCUAAUUUGGCUCCGUUAAAUCAAAAGAAGCAUUGCAAUUGUGGGAAUUAUAAAUUUGUUCAUCAAUGACGGAGGAUAAUUGCCCUAGAGAACCCAUAGACUCCAACUCUUCAUCAACCAAGCAAAGGAAAAGGAGAAAAUGGGAUCAGCCAGCAGAUACAUUUGUUCCAGAAGGAGUAGCGGUACCUGGAAUUUUUCCAUUGGCAAACAUGGGUUCUCUUGUUGGUAUCCCACUACCUGGUGUAGCUCCAGUCUCAGGUGCUGCUUUCACGAAUCCUCUUCCUGCUGUUGGUGCUACUAUGAUGCAGCAGCUUCCCGUCAUUGUUGCCCAGAAAUUAAUUCAGCCGAAAAUUCAGGAUGAGUUGAUAGCGAGAGAAAUUGUCAUUAAUGAUGCUGAUCCGGCUGUUCGCUACAGGCUCACAAAGCGCCAAACACAAGAAGAGAUUCAGAAGAGCACGGGUGCUGUGGUUAUAACUAGGGGUAAAUACAAGCCUCCAAGCACACCAUCUGAUGGUGAAAAGCCCCUCUACCUUCAUAUUUCUGCUGGGGCACAUCUAGAAACAACAGUUGAGAGGAUCAAAGCAGUUGAUCGUGCUGCUGCUGCAGUGGAGGAAAUGCUGAAGCAAGGUACUGUUAACAAUGGAUUAAAGGUCAAUCAUCUGCUGAGUACCUGUGUGUACCUGGGCUUUGAGGCUGAUCCGUCAGCAAAUAUUACAGUGCGCAUUCGUGGACCAAAUGAUCAGUAUAUAAAUCACAUUAUGAAUGAAACUGGAGCAACUGUAUUGCUAAGAGGACGUGGUUCGGGAUAUCCAGAUGGAGGGCAGCGUGAAGAUGUGCACCAACCUCUGCAUUUACUCAUUUCAAGCAAUAACAGUGCAAGUCUUGAGCGUGCGAAGCUUUUGGCAGAAAAUCUUUUGGAUACUAUUUGUGCAGAGUGUGGUGCUUCCAGGUAUGCUUGUUUCUCUGAGUAUAUGAAUUAUGAUUGCAACCUGUUCACUUUUCGUUCAGAAGAGGUUUAUGUGAGCUGCUAUUUUGUUUCUUUUGUUGGGCCGAGUCCUGAAUCUUCAUUUUUGCGACCGUUAUUCCAUAGAGUCUCUUCUUGUAAGGUUUAUGGUGCUGUUCCGCCGCCACUGCAACCAUUAGCUAGCGUUCAGGGUUCUGGAAGUGAAUCAAAAGUCAAUAACAUACCUGCAGCCAAUUUAGCUGCAGCAACAGCAGUUCCCGUGACUGCAGUUGGUGGUGUGACUAGUGUUGUUUCUCAGGGUACAGUGCCUCAAUCUCUAGGCUCAUUGCAUUCUGUGCCAUCUCAACCUCCCACCGGGGUCUAUCCUCAUCAAUUAGUUACAAGUAGAACAAGCUAUAUUGGUUAUGAUGGUAUAUAUCCCCAAGCCACUGCUCUGCAGCAAGUUGCUUUGGCUCUUAGGCAGUCGACUUAUCCAGUCACUGCCACAGUAGCUCCGACAACAACAGGAGCAAGCUUCACUUCACAGACAAGUAUAGGCUAUGAGAAGGACAAGCGCCCUGCACAGAAGCGUAAAUUUCAGGAAUUGCCGGCUGCUGGAAAAGCUCAAGCAACUGUAAAUCAGAAUUCAUUGCAGGGUCCGGAGCUUCCAAUGCUUCAGGAACGAAUGUCAGAUGCAGGUGAUAGAGAUAAAAUUGGUAUUCCGGCUCCGAAAAAGUUGGUUCAGCCAUUAUCCAGUUCAAUGCUGCCGCCGCCACCUCCUAGAAUGAUGCCUCCACCACCACCGCCACCAAAGUUUCGAUCAUCAUCGCAGAAAGUGCAGGAGAACAAUAUGGUUAAUAAAGCACCAUGUAAAAUUGUUCCAGAUACUUUAGUCCAGCUAAUGGAAUAUGGGGAUGAUGACGAUGAUGAUAAUGAUGAAGCAACUGACGGACCUUUGAAAAGCAGCUCAAGUGUGCUAGCAGCUCCGAAACCAUUCUGGGCCAUUUGAUAAUGACCACUGCACAUCUCUGCAAAUUUUGGUAAAAGUUGAAUGUGCACAGUUGAAUGAUAGUUUAUAGUUGACCAGGAAUUGGCUGGUGGAUAUUCGUUCUACUGUGAUAUAUUUAAAAUGUACCCCUCCUUUCCCAUCUCCCCCCCUCAAAAAAGGGGAGGGAGGGGUGGUGGAACCAAAAGGGGAAGAGGAAAGGAGAGAAGGUUCUGUAGCAUUAUGCCAAGAAGGUAAUACUCGAAUGCAAUUGAUGUCCCAUCUCAGAGGACUAGGUAUUCAUAGAGACAGCUCAACCUUGUAAUUCCAUUAUCCUUUCCUCCUGGAAGUUGAAACCAGAAAUUUAUUUGCUACUGGUGCUUGUAGUUUCAUCUGAAAUUGUGAAGGAAUUUGUCUUUACUUUACUAAAACAAAGAAAUGGCAGUAGUUCCACUUUCUUUUUUUUAA
Messenger RNA from Lycium barbarum (goji berry), 2496 nucleotides. Its product is annotated as protein RIK. Gene Ontology annotation, molecular function: RNA binding. NCBI's taxonomy places the organism in Eukaryota, Viridiplantae, Streptophyta, Magnoliopsida, Solanales, Solanaceae. Gene Ontology annotation, cellular component: nucleus. The transcript has 11 exons. The coding region runs from base 166 to 2052 and encodes 628 amino acids. The record is from RefSeq and is a predicted model, not a curated record.